This is a messenger RNA of Capsella rubella, 168 nucleotides long. RefSeq lists its product as uncharacterized. The transcript is spliced from 2 exons. The record is from RefSeq and is a predicted model, not a curated record. NCBI's taxonomy places the organism in Eukaryota, Viridiplantae, Streptophyta, Magnoliopsida, Brassicales, Brassicaceae. The coding region runs from base 1 to 168 and encodes 55 amino acids.
AUGAUGUGGAUUAAUGGUAACCAAGCUGGAUUUGGCACUGUAAGAUCUCCAAGAUCAGCUAAGGCCAUUGAAGAAGUAGCCGACACCAUUAACGCACCUUGCUCUUCUCCAAAGAAAACUUCCAGUUUCCCAUUUUGCACUUCUCUUAACCUACCAGAGAGUGGAUAG